AUGCUCGACGCCGAAUUCGGAGUGUUGGGAGCAGCGCUGGGUCUGCCGGUGGACUAUGCCAAGCUCGCAACAUGCCUGCUCGUGUCAUGUAUUCUGAGCCCAGUGCUGUUGCACCUGCCGUCCGCAUGGAUGCGGCACGUCAUGAACGUGGGCGUCUCCGCCUUGUUUCUCAUUGGCGUGCUAAGGCUUCACACUGGCUUCCUGCACUUGCUUGGUGCAUGCCUUUUGGUGUAUACCACGGUCAAGUAUCGCGUGGGCGGUGCCACGUAUAUGCCGUGGAUUGUAUUUGUGACCGUGAUGGUACACAUGCUGUACACCCACUGCGUCCGCGAGCUGAACCAUGUCCCGCUCACGACCGUUGAGAUCUCGUCUAUGCAUAUGGUGCUUGUGAUGAAUCUUUCGUCAUUUGCAUGGAGCUGCUACGAUGGCCAGUUGCGACCGAAGAACGCUGUCUUGGACCAGCAGCAGUCGGCCGCGGCGAUCACCGAGAUGCCGUCGUUGCUCGAAUUCCUGGGCUACUGCUUUUACUUCCCGGGUGUGCUCGUUGGCCCAUCUACGCGCUUCCGUGACUACCAACGGUGGGCUAACGGUACGCUGUACCAGCCCUUGCGCCAUGUACCGUCGGGCCGAUGGAUCGAAGCGCUGCGUGAACUGCUUGUGGCAGUGAUCUCGCUUGUGCUGAUGACAUCGCUUGGCGGCUUUUACGACUACCUGCGCCUGCCCAACACGGCCGAUGUGCUCUAUUCGUGGCCAUGGUGGCAGCGUAUCUUGUUCCUACAAGUGUGUGGCAUUGUCGCGCGCUUCCGCUACUUUGGCGUGUGGUCGCUAUCGAACUCGGCCUGCAUUCUCUCCGGCCUUGCGUACAAUGGUAUGGACUUGGCUACCAAUAAGGCACGCUGGGACCGAUGCAAGAACGUUUAUGUGGUGCGCAUCGAGACAAGUCACAACUGGAAGGAAGUGCUGGAUGCGUGGAAUGCCAAUACCAAUAUUUGGCUGCGUGAAGCGGUGUACAAGCGCUUGGCCGGCAACAAGAAGCCUGGCUUUGGCAGCGUGCUGGGCACCUUUUUGGCUAGCGCCAUCUGGCAUGGCAUUGCGCCUGGCUACUAUUUGUCGUUUGUACUGGGUGCUAUGUGCCAAUGGCUCGCACGUCUCCUGCGCAAGUCGGUUCGUCCCAUCUUUUUUGCCAACCCACGCUCGCCGGAUCCCACUCUGCGUACCAUGUCACAGUACUCGUUCGCGCAAAUUGUCUACUCGCUCCUGUCGUCAGUGAUCACGCUGACCUCAGUCAACUAUGCAGCUAUGCCCUUCCUGACCCUCGGGUUGUGGGAAUCGAUUCAAGCUUGCAGGGCCGUGUACUGGCACUAUCAUAUCAUUGUGGCCAGUGGUCUACUGGCUUUCCAACUUGGGCUUGGAAAACUGCUACGUCCCUAUCACCAACGUCCUCCCCCAUCCAAGAAACAACACUAA
Malassezia pachydermatis is the source of this 1467-nucleotide messenger RNA. RefSeq names its product endoplasmic reticulum protein. Gene Ontology annotation, biological process: glycerophospholipid biosynthetic process; lipid modification. The transcript has 3 exons. The record is from RefSeq and is a predicted model, not a curated record. Bases 1 to 1467 code for a protein of 488 amino acids. NCBI's taxonomy places the organism in Eukaryota, Fungi, Basidiomycota, Malasseziomycetes, Malasseziales, Malasseziaceae. Gene Ontology annotation, molecular function: 1-acylglycerol-3-phosphate O-acyltransferase activity; 1-acylglycerophosphocholine O-acyltransferase activity. Gene Ontology annotation, cellular component: endoplasmic reticulum; membrane.